AUACAAAUGGCCAAUUAGCACAUGAAAAGAUGCUCAAUAUCAUUAGCCAUCAGAGAAAUCCAAAUCAAAAGUACACUGUGAUACCUUAACUGCUAGGAUUUCUGUAGUCCAAAAGAUUGUAACAAGUAUUGGCCAGGUUGUAGGAAAAGUGGAAUACACUGUAUGUGUUAAUGUAAAAUAGUGUGUCUCCUUUGGAAAACAAUCUGGCAAUUCCUCAGAUGGUUGACUAGACAGUUACAUAUGACCCAACAAUUGCACUUCUAGGGAUAUACCUGAGAAAUGAAAAUAUAUGAGCACACAAACACUUGUAGAGGAACGUUCAUAGGAGCAUUAUUCAUGAGAGCCCCAAAGUGGAGACCACCCAAAUGUCCAUCACCUUAUGAAUAGUCAAUAGAAUACUUUCACACACGGGACUAUUAUUCAGCCAUAAUGAGAAAUAAAAGACUGAUACAUGUUAAAAUAUGGAUAAACCUUGAAAACAGUACGCUAAGUGAAAGAAGCCAGACAUAAAAGCCAUAUGUUGUGUCAUUCCGCUUACAUAAAAUGCUACAGUACACAAAUUCAUAGAGACUGAAAUAAAUUAGUGGCUGCCAGGGGUUGGGGAAGGAGUAAUGGGGUAUGCUAUUUCUUUGGGGAGAUGAAAAUGUAUUGGAAGUAGAUAGUGGUCAUGGUUACUUCACUGUGACACUAAAACCUACUAAAUUGGACACUAACAGGAUGAAUUUUAUUUUAUGUAACCUAAAUGUUAGUUUAAGCUAGUAGGAAAUAAGGGGCAAGAGGAAGACAGUGACACAUCCCAGUUCUGAAUUGGGAAACAAUAGGGCAGCUGGGAAAAUGGCCCUGCUUUGGAGUUGGUAUGGUGAUGGGGAUGGUAAGUACUGUGAAUGUUGUGCACUGUGCUAAAUGCUUUAUUUUUAUGGCUAGUUUUCACGGUCCCGUCUUUAUGUAUGAGGAUGCCAAGGCCUGGGUUAGAACCAGGAUUGCAGCUCACGCAUUUUUGAUCACUCUGACCUCUUUCCCGCUGUGAUACAACCUCAGAGUCCAUGGCGGAGCCUUGUGCUGAUGGUCGUAUUGCCUCUGGCGGUGUGAGUGUGGGUGUUUGUUGUGCCUACCUAGACAUCUUCAUUUCUAAAACACCAGCUAUUUGUGUAUGGUAUGGUCUUUAUUUGUUUGUUUAUUUAUUUUGAGACGGAGUCUUGCUCCGUCACUGAUGCUGGAAUGCAGCGGCAUUAUCUUGGCUUACCACAAACUCCGCUUCCUAGGUUUGAGCGAUUCUCCUGCCUCAGCCUCCCCAGGAGCUGGGAUUACAGGCACCCGCCACCACACCUGGCUAAUGUUUGUAUUUUCAGUAGAGACAGAGUUUCGUCAUGUUGGCCAGGCUGGUCUUGAGCUCUUGACUUCAAGUGAUCCACCUGCCUUCGCCUCCCGAAGUGCUGGGAUUAUAGGCGUGAGCCACUGUGCCCUUCCUGUAUGGUCUUUAAUUGUAAGAAAAUUGAAGAGGGAGGCAAAUAAAGAUUUUACAGUAAUAACUCUAAUCUGAGUGAAAAGAGAAGUUCUUGAUUAUAGCAGAUUUGUUGUAUAAUUAAAUAGCUGAAAGUCCUUUAAAGAUAAAUUAAUAAAAUUGGUCAAAUCUGACAAAAUACAGAUGUCAGUAAUCAGAUAAUAAACUCCUGAAGUUGAACAGACAGCUGUGGAGGUGCAGUCACAGCACAAGCUCUGUUUUCUUAGGUUGAGAAGGGCUGAAUUGGUGGACCUUACAGACACUGUGGACUUAGGGUACAGGAACAGUGGAAUCCUGUCAUUUCAGCUCGGUGGUUUCUCUGAUACAGUAGGCUGGGGGAUGUGUGUGUGUUGUGCCUUAUUAUUUAGUGGGAUGAGAGGUGGAAGGGUCUUUUCAACUUGGAAUAAAAUAUAGACCUGUUUUCAAACUGUGGGAAAGUGGAUUGAGGUAAACGGGAAUUUAAUGUUAUCACACUCAUUAUCACCAUUAUGUGAAAGCUGUUGUGAGUGUGAUUAGAGUUGAAACUGAAAGAGAACAUGGACAUUACUUGGAGAGGCCUUCCUUCAGAUUCCACCUUGGCUGCUCUCUAUGUAACUUUUAUCAGUUAUUUCCCCACACAUGUCAAUACCUGCCUGAUGUGGUAGCGGGAGGAAUCAGGAGAGAUGUUAUGUGAGUUGUGGCACUCAGUAAGUGAAAAAUGCCACUUCGAACAAUGCCAGUGGAAGUUUGGCAGUGUCCCUUCCUAAAUACGUACUGAAAUCACACGAUGUGAAGCAAGAUUUUCCUUUCAUUGUAUACUGGCCGUGGUUCUCGUUCUGUUUUUUAACCUCACCGUUAACUUUCUGAAUAAUUUAUAUGUAAAAAUGUGUUAAGCAGAUGCUUCGAGUUUUAUUUUCCAUACUUCUGUAGUAAUGGAUGAUACAUUUUUCAAAUGUUAUAGGGAAAACUUCAUAUUGACCCAAAGAUUUUAAAAGCAUAUGAAAAAAAGUGAAACAUCCAAGUUAAUGUUCUUAACAUGAUAAUUCGGGAAGCCACUCUUCUUUUCCCAGAUUAACUGUUGUAAGCCCAAAAUUUAGUGGUCAAAAUAAAUAUUUCUGUUGUGAGAGCGAAAACAACAAAAAUACUGCAUUGGUUUGUUUUGGGGAUUAAUUAAUGGGUCAGUAUCUGUUGAAAUUACAUAUAUUUCAUUUCAGGGAAAGACAUGAAAUAUAUUGAAAAAUAGAUUUAGAUUUUGGUUUGGUUGGUUAUUUGCCAAUGAUGACUGUUUGAAGAGUUGGCCAGAAAGCAGAAGCCCCUUAAGAAAUAGUGGGGCCUGUCAGGUGGAAGCCGUACAAUGCUUUUUUCCCCAUUUUGCUCGGCCAUGCCAACUGAGCUAUAAACACUAGCCUCAGCUGCUUCCCUUUGGUAACUUCAGCUGGGGGUUAACCACUGCUUUGGGCUGGACACAGUGGCUCACGCCUGUAAUCCCAGCACUUUGGGAGGCUGAGGCAGGCGGAUCUUGAGAUCAGGAAUUCGAGACCAGUCUGGCCAAUAUUGUGAAACCCUGUCUCUUUACUAAAAAUACAAAAAAUUAGCUGAGUGUGGUGGUGUGCGCCUAUAUUCCCAGGUACUCGAGACUGAGGCAGGUGAAUCACCUAAACCCAGGAGGUGAAGGUUGCAGUGAGCCAAGAUGGCACCUUUGCACUCCAGUUGGGGCGACAGUGGGAGACUCCAUCUCAAAAAAACACGAACAGAAAACGACUGCUUUGUUUCACCUUCAGUGUUGUGAAAAUGAUCAGCAGAAAGGCACGUGGGGGAUUGCCCUGUGCCCUGAUAAACUGAGAUUCCUACUCAUUUGGUGACCAGUAAUGAGAAUUGGAUUCUCUUUCAACACUUCUGGUCCUUCAGAGGAAUUGAGUUUUCUGGAGGCAGUUAAGGAAUUGUUCCACAUUGUACAGAGUGUGUGCAUGGGGUUUGUGCUGUGUUCUGUGAAAAAGAGCAUGGUACUCAGUUAUUUCGUUUCCGUGAUCAAUGGACUUGAAACAGUUUUAUUUUUUAUCUUGUGGCUUAUUUUGUCCAAGGAGCAAUUACAGGCAGGGUUGGCAAUGGUAAAUUAAAGAAAUGGAACAAGGACAUCCCCUCCCCUCAGAGUACUGUGCAAAUUUCCUCUUUCUGAGCCUUCUCCCUGUUCUGCAUUUUCUCUUUGAUUUCUUUCCUUUGUUUCUGUGAUCCUGGCAUUGUGACACAAUAGAAUACGGGAUUAGUGGGAGGAAAUGAGGGCCCAAGCGAGGCUCUACGUCCAACUAUGUGUGAUUUUAGGAAUAUUAAGUGAUUUAUUUCGGUGUAUCACUUGUUUACUUGAUCAUUGUCUGUCUUCCUUUUAGCAUUUAAGUCCACAAAGGCAGGGACUUUGUGUGUCCUGUUCAGUCCUGUUCAUUUCAGUCCUGUUCAUCACUUGAUCUCUAGUUCCUUGAAAGGUACGCAGCACAUAAUGGGUAUUUAUCAAACUUUGGCUCUCUGGCCGGAGUUGUUCUUAUUUUGUAGAGGGAAGCAGGGAGAGGAAAGUGUGUGAGGAUCUCCUGGCUUCUUUUCUUUCUUUCUUUUUUUUUUUGAGAUGGAGUUUCACUCUGUCGUCCAGGCUGGCGUACAAUGGCGCGAUCUUGACUCAUCUCAAUCUUCGCCUCCUGGCUUCAAGCAAUUCUCUUGCCUCAGUCUCCCGAGUAGCUGGGAUUACAGGCAUGUACCACCUCGUCUGGCUAAUUUUGUAUUUUUAGUAGAGAGGAGGUUUCUCCAUGUUGGUCAGGCUGGUCUUGAACUCCUGACCUCAGGUGAUCUGCCCGCCUCGGCCUCCCAAAGUGCUGGGAUUACAGCCCUGCUCUGGGGUUCUUUUCUAAUCUAAAAUUGAUGAUUCUCCUCUACUGUUCAUAUUAUUCCUUAACGGGAUCAAAUGAGACUAUAAGUAAAUUUCCAAAAGCAGUCAUUACCAAAGCAGUGUGGAACAUUCAUUGAUAUUUAGCAUUUUAUUGACUAGAAUGCUAGUUUCACCUCUAUACAAAAAUAAUAGUUGAUUUUCAUAGUAGGAUUGACACAGUGUCACAUCCAGAAACGACUUCUGAAUUGUUAGUGUUAAAUUUGCCCUGUAUAUGACAUUUUAUUUGAUUGUACAGUUAUUAUAAUCUAUCUAAAUUAGCCAUAUUUGUCACAUGUAAUCACUUUCUAAAGAAAAACACCUUUUUCUGACCUGUUGGGUAGCAAAACUUUACCAACGUUAGGUGAAUUUUAUAUUUCUACACAUUCUUUGAAACCCAUUAGCUUCACAAAAUUGGAAUAUAUAUGGUUAUUUUCCAUCUGUGACAGGUGUUACCUGAGUAUCUUCAGAAUGGGUUCUUAAUUCGUUAUUGUACCAAGGAUCCCACUGGCACACUGGGGAAGCCUUUCUUAAAGUAAAAUAGAAAAUUCACAGGUACAAAGGAGACCAAUUUUUUCAAAACUGGUCAGAUAUAUUUUUUUAAAAGGUGAUACAUAAUUUUUAUGCUGUUCUAUUAGCACAUUAAUCAGAUCCAGCAUCAGAUCUAAUAACUAAUAAUUUUGAAGUUGUGAUGAUUAUAAAGAUUAAUAUUUCUAACAUUGUAAUGUGAUAUGGAAAUGUCGCAUUUUGUCUGUAACUAAGUCAGAGGUACUGCUGAUACUCCUAUGAUUUGCUGCCUACCUUUAUGAAUCUGGGAAAUACAAAAUUUCAGCUGGAUGUUAGUGAAUGAUAAAGAUGUAAUGUCUGUCUGAGAUCAUGGUCCUCUGAAUUCUGUUCAUCUUCUUUCGGGGGUGGGGGGUGGGAUAAGGCUCUGGCCCCUAUAGGUGAGUAGUAAUAGUAUGUUUGAAACUUCGAACCAUAGCUCUGUUACUGCGAAGGGCCCAAAGUGAUUUCCUGAUACCUCGUGUCUAAUCUUAUAAUCUUAGUGGGCUAGUACAGUAGUAGAAAGAGCAUGGGUUUCAGAGUAUUCCAAACAUGGGCUCCCCCCUCUACAGCUACAGGUUGAGUACCGUGGAAAAUACUCUAACUUCAGGCUUGGCCUUUGUUUCUGGAAAGGUACAGCUCCAUCCUUCCCUGUGGAGAUUGUCUGGGCUGUCUCAUAGGUGUGACAGUCUUGAACGGUAACAUGUUCUGUUUCAAUGUUCGGAAUUAUUUGAUGUUGAUGAAUAUGCCAGUUGCUUGUUGGGUUAACUCUGGAAGACCCUGUUCUGUGUAUUGGCAUCCCUGGACUAAUCUGCCCGUGUUUCCGUGGACCUGAGUGUGCCUGAGAAGCUGGACUGAAAAGACGUGACUGGGCACCUUCUGUGAUGUGUAGUGGACAGGCACUGCAGAUGCCCACUGUUGACAGCUUCAUUCACACCUCAGAAGCAGCCAACUGGGCACAAAUAAAGCCAUCAAAUGUCUAUUUACUGUUUGUCACCUACCAGAAAGCCUGUCCCUUAAAAUACCAUUUCUGUUUAAUCUGAAAUAAUUAUUUGAUCCAUUUUAGUAUCGAUUGAAACUCUGUGGAUGGAACUUUUUCACUCGUCCACUGUUCUUAUGUGCCACACAUUUGUUUGGAGGAUUAGAUUUGAGUUUUGACGUUUGAAUUUGGUUCUUUUUGGUAUUUAGGUCAGUAAUAGACAAUAAAGUGUGAAAAAGUGGAAUGGCAUUUCCAGUGAGAGUAUCUGGGUAUGAAUCUUCUCACCCAUUUAGCUGACCGUAGGUUAACUUACUUAAUUAUAGCUGAAGAUUCCUCAGCUUGAAUAUAGGACUGUGAUGCUGCUUAUGUUAGAUCUUCUGAGUUUUAUACAAGGCAAGCUCUAUGCCAAGUGUUUUAUAAACUAUUAAGUAAAAUGCGCACAUUGUAGGAGGUGCUGUUGUCACUUUUUGUGCUGUUUUCCUUUCAGCAUCAGUGCCCAGUGCUGUGUUUUUUGGACCCCUGCUUUGAGAUGAGGCCUCUUGGUUCUCAGCAGUAUCUGGAGAAGCUUAGCUCUCUAACCGGAGAGGGAUUCCCUCUUUGCCCAUGGGAUUCUCUAUUUGGGGACAGCUCUGGGCUAUGGUAAAAUGGAGCUGUAGCUAGCUAAGAUGUGUCUCUUAACCUUGCUGGACUUCCUUCUUAAUUUGGAAAGUCUUAAUAAACAAUUUAAUUGGCCCUUCAACUACAGUAUUAUGUCAUUCACUGAAGUAGUUGGAUCGGAGAGGUACCUAGAAGAUUUGUAUUUGUUUCCAUUGUCCUGUCCAACCCUCAGGGGUUACCGCCAUUGGACAGUAGCACCUGGAAAGUGCCAGGUGUGUCUGGUAAAGUACUCAUCGUUGACCUUAUUUAUAUAUGCUUUAGCUGUGCUCCUUUGCCAGAUUAAAGACUUAAAUAAGUGUGAGUAGAAGCUUGGCUGUUUUUCUGAGUGUAUAUAAAAGCGUUGGCAUGUACAAAGCCAGUGGAAGGCUUGCAAUUUUUGAGAGUGUCACCUCUAAAAUAAGCCCGUGAAUAAGAUUUAUGCCCGGAAAUGCUGAAGACAAGCAUCAGUACCUUCAGUAUCUUUAGCUGUGAUUCUCCUGAACAGCAAUACUUAAUUUGUUAUCUAGAGCUAACCCUUCUCCCCUCAGUCUAUACCUUACCUGUUACCUGCAGUUAGUGUGUGCGUUAAAAAUUAGGCACCACCAGGGUAGGCGGUGUGUCCCUUAGUCCCAGCUACUCGGGAGGUUGCCACCAGAGGAUCGCUUGAGCCCAGGAGUACUGGGCUGUAUUACAGUAUGCUGACAGAGCAGCGGCAGUAAGUUUGGCAUUAACGUGGUGACCUCCAGAGAGCUGGGGACCACCAGUUUGCCCAAGGAUGGGUGAAUUGGCCCAAGUCAGAAAUGGAGCAGGUCCAAACUCCCAUGCUGAUGAGUAGUAGGAACAUACCCAUGAAUAAUAGCCACCGCACUCCAGCCUGGGCAACACAGCGAGACCCUGUCUGUUAAAAAAAAAAAAAAAAAUUAAGCACCAAUGGGAUGGGAAGUUUAAGAAUUCUAGACAUAAAUGAGAGUGCUCAUAAAAAGUCUGGGGACUUUUUGUUCAUUCAUUGAACUAAUUAGCUAAAACCUUCAUUUUGAUCACCUAUAAAACAGAUAAAGUUAGGUGUUUAGACUUAAUCACUGGCAAGAACCGUUUGAGACAGGCAAAUGGAAUUUUCAAGUAACUUUUUCCUCUUCCUGAUUCAGAAGAGAAUAUGUGUUAUCAAGCUGUAAGUACUCUGCAGGAUAAUUUUUUUCAUUGUUAUUUUAAGGGUGUUUAGAAACUUGGAAACAUCACCAAUCAUUUAUUUUUCCUUUUGAAUACAGCAAUAAUCAUGUUCGGUGGCAAAAGGAGCUGGUCCUGAACUUAGAAUGACAAUGAACGUUUGGAAAGAUCAAAUAUUAUUUCAUCACUGUUAGCCAUUUACAGAUGUAAAGAGAAAGGAACUUAGAAAGUAGUUUGAUGUUUUCAGCAACACUUUUAAUCGUUAAAUUUGAAUAUAGAAAAGGAAGUCUGAAGAUUAGGGUAAUAUAUUCAAUUCUUUCACUGUUUUUAAUUUUUUUUUUUUUUUUUUUUAUAAUUUUGAGACAGAGUCUUGCUCUGUCUCCCAGGCUAGAAUGUAGUGGCAUGACCUCCCUUGCACAAGUGAUCCUCCCACAUCAUCCUACCAGGUAGCUGGGACAACAGGCACACGCCAGCACACCCAGCAAAUUUUUAUAUUUUUUAUAGAGAUAAGGUUUCACCACAUUGCCCAGGCUGGUCUUAAAUGACUGGCUUCAAGCAAUCACCCGCCUUGGCCUCCUGAAGUACAGGAAUUAACAGUCAUGAACCGUCACAGCCAGCUCUCUGACCAUUUUUAGGUCAAGCAGAUCUUAAUCUAUAAAAUAAAAUGUUUGACCAUUUACUACUAUAAAACUCUUCUGUUGCUCCUGGAACCUUCCUUUAGCCUAAUUUUUCUUUCUCCUGAUGGUACUUGGGUGAUGGUGGUAAGAGCUGGAAGCACAGGGGAGGUUGACUAGGGCAGGUAGAGUCCUUAGGUUUCAUGUCUCUGCCCCACCUGAAGAACAAGCUUGCCUUUCCUCUUUUAUAUUAUCUACCAUAUUAGAAAAUGCAGAGGAAGGAGUUAGUGCAAAUUGGCAAAGUGAGUUCUGAUGUUUUUGUACUCCUGGUCGCUGAGUGAAAUAAAACUGCUCAGCCACCUAUGGGUUUACAGGAGUACGUACGCUGGAGAUGUACGAGCUUUCUGUGUACCUGCUUACAGUAAAAUCACACUUACAUAAAAUAAGAUCAGGGAUGACAGAUGUAAAAUUAACUGGAUUCAGAUUUGCUGAGAUUUUAGAAUAGGAUGUCAGCUGUUUACCAGAGUUACGGAGAAAGGUUUUAAUAAUGACGUGCCAGUAUUCUUGGCAGAUACCAAAUCUAAGCAGAUACACCUAAUUCUUUUAGUUUGGCUUGCUUUCUUAUUCAUUUACUCAUUUAACCAACAUUUACUGAAAGCCUUCUCUGUGCUCAGUUGCUUCUGAGGGUCUUGCAGUUGGGUGGGAGAGACAGAUCUAUAGUCCAAGCUGCAGGCUAGAGGUGCUGAGGGGAGAGGUAAGCACCAGCCUGGUUGGGAGGAUCCAGAACUCUGCCUACCCAUCCGCUGAGUCCGUGCAGCUUGUUGAUAUUGACCAACCUUUUUCUUCUCUUUGUUCAUUGUUCACACGCUCACUUUUAUCUGAGACUUUGUCUCUUCCUGGAAUGGCCUGGGAUCCCACUUCAAACAUGUUGGCAGCAGUGAGAAAUUCAGCUUGAGCCUGACUUUUGCAAAUUCAUUUGAUUCCAGUUUUCUGUGUCCAGGCAACUCACCCAGUGUUUUUUGCCACCCCAGCAAACUGGCUGUCAGCACAUCACGCUACAUACAUUUGUGGGUUCCUAAGUGUCCAUGUGCAGAGUCUGCCUAUUUCCUGGAUCAUCCUGGGCCAUCUGGGGCAGGCUUUUUAAUUUUUUUCUUCUGCCUCCUGCCUUUUAAGCUUCCCUUUUGAUUCUUGUCGCUUGUAGCUCAGCAAGAGUAGAAGGAAAGAGUUUCAGGAACUGAGGAAUUUAUUAAAAUUCCUUUGAGGCAUUUCAGUUUAGUAAGAGGAACUACCUUUUCUGUUAGCUAAGAACAAAUUAAAAAAAAAAAAACUCAAAAAAAAAAAUGUUUUUAGGAGCUCUGUUUUCGUUCUUAUAGACAAAAUUGAUUCUCCUUUACCCACUUCUGUGUCCUCGAGUGUAUUAUUUCCAUUUCCCUAAGCAUCAUUCUUCUUAUUUAAAAUGAAGAUCACUGUAACUGUGUGUGCCUCAUAGGAUUGUUGGGAGGAUUUAGUGAGGUGGUAACAUUAACAGUAGUAGUUGAUGAGUAAGAUUUUGCUAUAUUGGGUCUUUGUUUCGCUGUUGCGGCCACAGCCAUGAGUAUGCUCAGGCUUCAGCAGAGGCUCGCCUGUAGUGUCCUCUGUUGUGGCAAGAAGGUCUGGUUGGACCCGAAUGAGACCAAUGAAAUCGCCAGUGCUAACUCGCGUCAGCAGAUCCGGAAGCUGAUCAAAGAUGGGCUGAUCAUCCGCAAGCCUGUGAUGGUCCAUUCCCUGGCUCGCUCCCGGAAAAACACCUUGGCCCACUGGAAGGGCAGGCAUGUGGGCACAGGUAAGCAUAAGGGUACAGCUAAUGCCCGAACGCCAGAGAAGGUCACAUGGAUGAGGAGAAUGAGAAUUCUGCGCCAACUGCUCAGAAGACACCGGGAAUCUAAGAAAAUUGAUAGCCACGUGUAUCACAGCCUAUACCUGAAUUUGAAGGGGAAUGUGUUCAAAAACAAGUGGAUUCUCAUGGAACACAUCCACAAGCUGAAGGCAGACAAGGCCUGCAAGAAGCUCCUGGCUGACCAGGCUGAGGCCUGCAGGUCUAAGACCAAGGAAGCACACAAGGGCCCUGAAGAGCGCCUCCAGGCCAAAAAGGAGGAGAUCAUCAAGACUUUGUCCAAGGAGGAAGAGACCAAGAAAUAAAAGCUCCCCCUUCGUCUGUGCAUACUGGCCUCCGUGAUUCCAUAGACCAGCCAUUAAAAUAAAACAAGCCUUUAUCUGC
Callithrix jacchus (white-tufted-ear marmoset) is the source of this 10581-nucleotide messenger RNA. The record is from RefSeq and is a predicted model, not a curated record. Lineage: Eukaryota; Metazoa; Chordata; Mammalia; Primates; Cebidae.